This is a messenger RNA of Lepisosteus oculatus (spotted gar), 6810 nucleotides long. Lineage: Eukaryota; Metazoa; Chordata; Actinopteri; Semionotiformes; Lepisosteidae. The record is from RefSeq and is a predicted model, not a curated record.
CUUUAAAUCCCCAUUCCCUCCCCCAGUAAAUCAUCGUUACCGAACUGUCAAUUGUAAUCCAUUACAUCCGAGGAAGACACUUCAAGUGGACGGACCACUUCAAACUGCAAACCGGGGAGGCACCCAAAGAUGGGUUGAAAAUUGGACAUUAUUUUCUGUUCCGUCGCCGUACUGUAGGUCUCGCUAAAUUUCUGCUGGGAAAUACCUUCACUUCGGCUCUAAGUGGUGCUGUUGUAUCAGUUGUCUGCAGCGGUUUCUGUAGCCUCAGCUAUUUCUAAAUAUACAGGGCGAGAGAGUUAGGGGAUUAUUCAGCUCGGAGACGGCUCCUCACAGCAAGCAGGAGUGGCUGCGUCUGUGUGCUUCGGAGUCACUGCAAACAUGGCUGCGCAGGAUGAGCUCAGCAGAUCAGCUGGAGCGCGUCUUCCUUUGCCUGGGGCACGCAGAGACGGACGAGCAGCUGCAGAACGUCAUAUCCAAGUUCCUGCCCCCUGUGCUGCUGAAGCUGUCCAGCACUCAGGAAGGUGUGAGGAAAAAAGUGAUGGAGCUGCUGGUUCACCUCAACAAGCGCAUUAAGAGCCGACCUAAAAUCCAGCUGCCGGUGGAGACCUUGCUGGUGCAGUACCAGGACCCUGCGGCCGCUUCCUUUGUGACAAAUUUCACCAUAAUUUACAUCAAGAUGGGUUACCCCCGCCUGGAUGUGGAAAAACAGUGCGAGCUGGCCCCUACUCUGCUGACUGCCAUGGAGGGAAAGCCACAGCCACAGCAAGAUGGCUUAAUGCAUCUCCUGAUCCCCACAUUGUUCCACAUGAAGUAUCCAUCAGAGCCAUCCAAAACUGCCUCUCCAUUCAUCCUUGUUGAGAAGCCAAAGACCGUGCACCUGCUCUUAGAUUUCAUGUUAGAUGUGUUGCUUAUGCCUUACGGGUUCGUGCUCAAUGAGCCCCAGAGCCGCCCGGCUCCGGCUUCCCCCCAGGGCUCGGUGGCCAGCGGGAGCAGUUCGGGCCCUGGGCUGCCCCAGCCACCGCCUGGCAUGAGCCUCUACGCGGCGAAGCGCGUCAUCGGAGAGACGCCCUGGACCCCAGAGCAGCUCGAACAGUGUAAGCUGGGCAUAGUGAGGUUCAUAGAAGCAGAGCAGGUCCCUGAGGUGGAGGCAGUGGUGCACUUAGUGAUCGCGUCAAGUGACACUCGGCACAGCGUCGCCACCGCCGCCGACCUGGAGCUGAAAAGCAAACAGAGCAUAAUUGACUGGAACAAUCCCUCAAUAAUUAACAAGAUGUAUAAGGUGUAUCUUGGGGAUAUUCCACUUAAAACAAAAGAGGGUGUUGCACUGAAACCAGAGAUGAAACGGGAGCCGGUCAGUACGAGGGUCAAACUGAAGAUCCUUCCUCACCUUCUCCGUUCCCAGCUCGCUGCAGAGACCUUUCCAGCUAACAUUCAGGUUGUUUAUGAUGGACUGUUUGGAGCCAAUACAAAUAACAAAUUGAGAUCAUUGUCCUUGCAGUUUGUACAUCACAUUUGUGUUGUGUGUCCAGACAAUAAUAAACCUCUUGGUCUUAUGCUGCUCAAUGGCUUAACGAAGCUCAUUAAUGAAUAUAAAGAGGAUCCCAAAUUGCUAUGUGUAGCCUAUUCAGCUGUGGGAAAGCUGUCAAGCCGUAUGCCUCAGCUCUUCACGAAGGAUAUAGCUCUUGCCCAGCAGUUUUUCGAAGCCAUGUGUAAGGAAGAUGCUGAGGUCAGGCUGGCCAUUCAGGAAGCUCUGUCGAUGAUGGUGGGAGCUUAUACAUCUUUGAAGGGGGCGCUGCUAAAUGUCAUGGAAGCUCUUGUUGCUGCUUACAUGGGAAAGCCUGAGGUGCAAGUCCGACAGGUGGCAAUGAAAUUUGCAAGCACAGUGUUUGCUCCUGACCACGUACCUUCCAGAUACCUUCUCCUGCUGGCCGCUGGAGACCCACGAGAAGAGGUACACGGUGAAGCCCAGCGUGUUCUCAGAGCUCUUCCUGCCAAGGCUACGGAGAAAGAGGGAUCCAGGCCCAUGCCCUCUUUCCCAGACAUGGUCAGCUACAUACAGGAGAAGGCUUCACAGAGAAUGAAAACUCCUGCCAAGUAUAUUGUUGGUACAACUGCUCUUCCUUUUAACCCUUCUGCAUUUGGAGAGAUUAUCUUGUACCUACGAAUGUGCCUUGCUUAUAGUGCGGGGGUGACUCCCACCUCCCAGAGUCUGGCCGACAUGCAGGACAGCACCCCAGCCAUCGCGCGGUAUGUGCAGAGCCUGCUGUCCGAAGAGCAGCUAUCCAGCUCCUCCCCCAAGGCCGCGGACACCAACCCUGUGCAGGUGUACAUCGAUUUACUCCAGCAGCUGCUGUCGGCCAUCGGCGGAGUUCCAGUGAUGUACUGCCUGUUAGAAGUGGUGUCUGUUUAUCCACAAAAACUUGCCCCUAAAUUCAUUGACAGAAUUGACUGGAUCAAGAGUCUAAUGAACACUAACAAGGAAGACAUGCGUGAACUAGCAGCCCAGCUCUAUGCUGUGGUUGUAUCCACCAUGUCUGGGAAUGAACUGAAGACAGCUGUGCAGAAUCUUGUCAAGAUCACAAAAGAUGCUCAUAAUCCAGAAACGCAGCAUGGAGCGAUUUUGGCUUUGGGUUACAUGGUUGGCCGAUACCUUAGAAAAAAGAAAAGCUUAGAUGACUUCCAAAACCUGGAACCAGCCAUGAGCGCAAGCCUGGGAGAAGAUGAUGAACUGAUCCGUUCUGCCACAAAAACUAUCGGGUCGUUCCUGGACAGCAGCUCUCCGCUUCUGAGCAUCGCUGCCUGCACUGCCCUGGGUGAGAUCGGGAGGAACGGCCCCCUGUUGAUACCCAGUGAAGGCUCCGACUUCACAAAGCUGCACAUGGUGGAAAACCUGCUGGCCCGCAUACCAUCUGGCAAAGAGAGCUCUAAGAUGAAGGAACGUGCCAUACAGACGCUUGGGUAUUUCCCAGUCGGUGAUGGAGAGUUUCCUCAUCAGAAGAAACUGCUUCAAGGCCUAAUGGACUCAGUGGAGGCCAAGCAGGUGGAGCUGCAGUUCACCGUCGGGGAGGCCAUAACCAGCGCCGCCGUGGGGACCAGCUCUGUGGCCGCUCGAGACGUGUGGACCUCAAGCGAGGAGGAGUACACCCCGCCAGCCAAUGCCAAGUCAAACGAUGUGGUUCCCUGGGUUUUGAACACCAUCCUCAGCAAGCACAUCGCCAGCUCCAACCCACACGUGCGCCAGGCCGCUUGCAUCUGGCUGCUCUCCCUGGUGAAGAAGCUCAGCCACCACAAGGAGAUCAAGUCCCAUUUGAAAGAAAUCCAGAGUGCAUUUAUCUCAAUCCUGUCUGAUCCCGAUGAACUGAGCCAGGAUGUGGCCUCCAAAGGCCUGGGCCUGGUAUAUGAACUGGGCAGCGAACAGGACCAGCAGGAGCUGGUCUCUACACUGGUGGAGACACUGAUGACGGGGAAGAGGGUCAAACACGCCGUCUCGGAAGACACUGAGGUUUUCCAGGGAGGCGCGCUGGGGAAAGCACCAGACGGUCAGUCCUUAUCUACCUACAAAGAGCUGUGUUCUCUGGCCAGUGACCUUAACCAGCCCGACUUAGUCUACAAGUUCAUGAACCUGGCUAAUCAUCACGCCAUGUGGAACUCCAGAAAGGGUGCUGCCUUUGGCUUCAACAUGAUAGCCACAAAAGCUGGAGAACAACUGGCUCCAUAUUUAUCUCAGCUGGUCCCCCGUCUGUACCGGUACCAGUUCGAUCCAAAUCUCGCCAUCCGACAAGCCAUGACCAGCAUUUGGGAUGCUCUCGUCACAGACAAAACAACUGUGGAUAAAUACCUAAAGGAAAUUCUUCAGGAUGUGAUCUCCAACCUAACCAGUAAUAUGUGGAGAGUCCGCGAAUCAAGCUGCUUGGCCCUGAAUGAUUUAAUACGUGGAAGACAGCUGGAUGACAUCAUUGACCAAAUCCCAGAAAUGUGGGAGACCUUGUUCAGAGUGCGGGAUGACAUCAAGGAAUCGGUUCGGAAGGCAGCUGAUCUAGCUCUCAAGACCCUCAGUAAGGUGUGCGUGCGGAUGUGCGAGUCGUCCAGCGCCGCGGCCCAGCGGACAGUCGCAGUCCUCCUGCCCUGCCUGCUGGACAAAGGAAUCAUGAGCAAUGUGUCGGAGGUCCGGGCCCUCAGCAUUCAGACGCUGGUGAAGAUCAGUAAGAGUGCUGGCUGCCGGCUGAAGCCCCAUGCUCCCAAACUGAUACCUGCCCUGCUGGAGUCUCUCAGUGUGCUGGAGCCGCAGGUCCUGAACUACCUGAGUCUGCGGGCCACAGAGCAAGAAAAGACAGCAAUGGACACAGCAAGACUCAGUGCAGCUAAGUCUUCGCCAAUGAUGGAAACCAUCAACAUGUGCCUGCAGCACUUAGACGUGUCCGUUCUAGGAGAGCUCAUACCAAAGCUGUGUGACCUGCUGAAGAGCGGAGUUGGUCUGGGCACAAAGGGAGGCUGUGCCAGUGUUAUUGUUUCACUGACUAUCCAGUGCCCUCAAGACUUAACACCGCAUGCAGGUAAACUGAUGAGUGCUUUGCUGAACGGACUAAAUGACCGAAGUAGUGUUGUUCAGAAAUCGUUUGCCUUUGCGCUGGGACAUUUAGUUCGGACUGCAAAAGACAGUAGCGUGGAGAAACUUCUGCAGAAGCUCAAUACCUGGUACUUGGAGAAAGAAGAGCCCAUUUAUAAAUCUUCCUGUGCAUUAACGUUGCAUGCCAUUGGGCACUACAGUCCUGACGUGCUGAAGAACCACGCUGUUCAGGCAUUACCUCUGGCCUUUCUGGGGAUGCAUGAAGUUCCCGAUGAGGAGAAAGGAGAGAACACAGACUCCAACCUCUGGUCAGAGGUCUGGCAGGACAAUGUUCCUGGAAGCUUCGGCGGCAUUCGGCUGUACAUGACAGAGCUGAUAGCCAUCACCCAGAGAGCCCUGCAGUCCCAGUCCUGGAAGAUGAAAGCGCAGGGGGCAGCGGCUAUGGCCUCCAUCGCCAAGCAGCAGACGGGCUCCCUGGUGGCGCCUUACCUGGGGAUGGUGUUGGGCGCACUGCUGCAGGGGCUCGCAGGGAGGACCUGGACAGGAAAGGAGGAAUUGCUGAAGGCAGUUGGAUCUGUGGUGUCUGCAUGCAGUGGAGAGCUCCAAAAGCCCACGCCGGGCCAGCCCAGUAUCCCGGAGGUCAUCGAGCUGGUGCUGAAGGAGUGCCGCAAGGAGAACCUCCGCUACAAGAUGGUGGCUCUUAAAUGCACAGGAGACGUCCUGGCCGCCACCCAGGAGGACCGCUUCCAGGAGCUCGCCAAUAUUCUGAUCCCGCUGGUCAAGAAGAAUUCGCCCAGCAGUGGACUGUCCCAGAAGGACAUGGAGGAGGAAGAGGAUGAGGCUGAUGAGAAAGAGAAGGAGCUGCAGACCGAGGCAUUGCUGUGUGCCUUUGAGACACUUGGCAAGGCCUGGCCUAAGAAUCCAGCCACACAGGGGCUGUACCAGAUAGAGCUGUGCCAGCUGAUGUGUGAGAGACUGAAGCUCAGUACUUGGAGAGUACAGCUCGGAGUCCUCCAGUCCAUGAAUGCGUUUUUCCAGGGGUUGUUACUUUUGACAAAGGAUCAUCAAGAUUCCACUGUGUUGUCAGAAAUCCUGACAGAGACUUGCACGGCAAUCACAUUUCCAUUAGAAAACAAGAGCUAUUCCUCUGUGAGGACAGAAGCUUUAGCCAUUGUGGAACUACUGAUAAAGAAGCUGAAUGAGAACGACCAGUGGGGAAACUUGACCGCCAAGAGCAGAGACCAGCUCGUGAACUCGCUCACAACUAUGGAGUCGGACAGCAGGCCAGAGCUGAAGGAGAAGUCGGCAGAGCUCAGAAAAGAAAUAAAGAGCCACUGCUGAACCACAGUCCUGACCGUCUCCCUUUCAAUCUGGAGUUCCUCUCGACAUGCAGAUUUGCUCUUAUUCCUCAGCACAUGGCUCAGAAGACUCCAUUGCUACGUGCCUGAUUUGUGUCGGGUUUUCCUCAGCUAAAAUUGCAGGCGCAGAAGUUUUGCUAUUAAUAUUUGAUGUACCCACGUAUGUAAAAAAAGUUCAAUGCUGUGAGUAAAAAAAUAAAUAAAAUUAAUGGCUUAUAACAAGAGACUAUUUUCUAGAAAUUCCAAGAUCUUGGAUAAUUUAAAACCAAACAGCUGUUUGUAACACCUAAGAGAUGAUAGCUGUCUUGGAGAAUUGAGACAUGAAGUGCACUAUGGGUGUCCAGUACAGACAGCCAUGUCAAUUUCAGUACAGAUUACAUUCAGUGUGGUCCAGUGUAAGUACAGCUACCCUGUCAUAUGCACAGUAUUUAGUUUACUGUGGGCCCAACUGUAACUGAAUGUAUCUAUACUGAUCAAAUUGUCAUUUUUAAUCAAUGAACAAAUUGAAUUGUGGAUCGAAUUGCCAUAUUUAAUAGUUAUUGCACUGUGUUCAUUUUAAACACUGUAUUGUGCCCAUUGAUGGGCAUGUGUUGCUGCUGCAGUUUGCCACUUUUAACUGCUUUCUCGUAGGGGAGAGUGCUGGGAAAGGCCAGCAGUUCGGUUAAUGAUCUGUUCAGGAAAGACGUUAGUGCAUUGUCUCUUGGAAAAAAUGCUCCUUCACUUUGCAUGUUUUAAAGGUGUGUGGUAAAAAUGAAUUUUCCAAAAUAAAAACAAAGUAACCAUACCAAAGUUGGUAAAUAGAAGAGGCAUGCACUACCUUUUUGAAUUUCCCUCUUGUGAAUUUGUCCUUAAAUCAGAUGUAUGAAUAAAAUUGCUUUAUUGUGA